Messenger RNA from Fomitiporia mediterranea MF3/22, 3734 nucleotides. Its product is annotated as exocyst complex protein. Gene Ontology annotation, cellular component: cytoplasm; exocyst. NCBI's taxonomy places the organism in Eukaryota, Fungi, Basidiomycota, Agaricomycetes, Hymenochaetales, Hymenochaetaceae. The record is from RefSeq and is a predicted model, not a curated record. The transcript has 21 exons. Gene Ontology annotation, biological process: Golgi to plasma membrane transport; exocytosis. Bases 61 to 2757 code for a protein of 898 amino acids.
UGCAAGUACAUCCAAGUCGUCGCUGCUUCAAGAGCAAGCCACAACUAACGCAAGUGGAGGAUGAGCGCGGUUCCGUCAUUUGAUGAGCUCGAUCCUUCAGUGCAGGAGCAGCUCAACCUCAAGACUUUCCAGGGCAAGUUUGAGGUCAAGGACUUCAUUGGAUCCGUGUCUGAAAGGCUAAUUACCAACUCGAAGUCGAGCUCCGGUCCAUUUAAUCCUGUACCAUUCAUUCGUACAUUUGAGGCAACGGUCGACAAGCUUAUUGCCCUGCGAAAGGAUGUACAGGCGAAAUCAGAACAAAUGGAGAAAGGUGUGAAAGUCGCAGAGAGGGAAUAUUCACGAAAGAUGUCCGAUCUAAAUAAAGGAUUCGAGGCGGUCGGGCAAUCCUUCUCCGGAAUGGAAAAUAAAAUGAGUGAAGUAGGAAGGACAGCUAUUCGAAUAGGUGAACAGCUAGAAGCUGUUCACAUCCAGCGUCAGCGAGCUCAGGUAGCUCAUGAUUUGAUUAACUAUUACAUUCAGUUCUCCAGAGGAGAUACGUCAGCAUUAGAUGUUCUGCGGAAGGAACGUGGCAAAGAAGGCAGGAGAGAACUUGCCACUGUUCUCCGGCGAUUAAGUGUUGUAGCUAGGGAGGUUGAUCUGCCAAACGCCGAACAGACGCGAGAAGCUAUCGAUAAAUAUUGCGAAAAAUUCGAGAAGGAUAUGCUCAACCUCUUCGAUAGAUGUUAUCGGAAAGAGGAUCCAAAAAUGAUGCAUCACUGUGCACAAACAUUGCAAGACUUCAAUGGCGGCGCUUCUUGUAUUCAGAUUUAUGUAAAUCAACACGAUUUCUUCAUAAAUCGAGUCCGACAAGUCAACGACUUCAAUACGGACUCUGAGCUAUGGAAGACAUUAAAUGACCCCGAUUCGACGCCUCCAAGGUCUGAGAAGGGUUUGCAAGAGCUAUUCAAGGAGAUCCGGGCUACUGUCGGCGAAGAAGCACAGAUUGUCCAAGUUGUCUUUCCGAACCCUCCACUUGUCAUGCAAGUCUUCCUUCAACGCGUUUUCGCUCAAUCGAUUCAAGAAUAUAUGGAACAACUCCUUAACAAGGGCACCUCGCUAUCUACACUCGCUUUCCUCCGCGUUCUCCACCUUGUUCAUACACAGGUUUCCGGUCUCGUAGAGGACUUGAAGGAGUACGAAUUGACGACAUCUACACCACGUUCACCAUCCGAAGCAGCCGAACUUCGGCGUUCUGUCAUUGGUCUGACGCCUUCAACUAGUUCGACAAACCUAGUCACCGUAUCGAUUACAUCGAUGCUCGAGACUGCGAUGGAGGAGUUAUUUAUCCCGUACACGGAAGGUAAUCGUUAUUUGGAGCGAGAAAGUAAAAGUUUGGGCGAGCUUUACAUGGCGUAUUUAAACCGCUUUACUCGUUAUCAUGAGAAGGUGAACAAAGGCAAGGGCUCAGUGUUCGAUCGCAUGGUCAAUCAGCUCAGCGCUGCAGCCGCGACGACAGCGAACAGCUCUGCUGCAAGUGGUGCAAGUGCUAGCGCGCAGGCAGCGGCAGCGAUCAUGAAAUUCUCUGGCUUCUCCGCAACGGCACCCAAACCGGUUCCUGCAAAAGAACCGGAAAAGCCUGUGGAGGAUCUUGUUAAGGAGGAAGAUGGAUUACUAAGUCUUGAUGCCGCUGAACAGAUGUUGAAAUGGCAUGCUGAGUCCAUUGGAAGAUGCGUCAUACUUAGCCCGUCGAACGAAGUUCCGAAACACGCAUUUGCCUUGUCGCGUGUACUGGCAGAAACGAUCGGGGUGAACUACGUUGAAGUAGCAUUCGAGACUGCAUACUCGAAGCUUGAGACCGCCGAUCCGAAAGCGGAGCCAAGUUUACAGUCUCUCUCUGUGCUGCGUUUAGUAGACCUCAUCUGUCAUCUGUGGCAAAAAUACGUCAGUACAGCUCUGCUGCCACUAGCGAGCUCUUCCGUGACCGUACGCCGCGAGAUGGUCAUUUUCAAUAGCCAGACUGUCAGCAGGAUCGAGGGUGCCGCAAACGCGCUUAUGAAUCGUCUGACCGACUCUAUCGUCGCCUGGCUCUCCGCUACUCUUGCGAAGCAGAAGAAGAACGAGUUCAAACCGCGCAGUGACGAACUUUCUUUUGUGAACACUGAACCUUGCGAUGGAUGUUGUAUGACGCUCGCAAAGGUGCGAGAUGCAGCGCGUCAAAACCUUAGUGGGAAGAACUUGGAGGUUUUUCUUACCGAGGUCGGGAUUACCUUCAACACACUGCUCUUAGACCAUCUGCGAAAGUUCUCCGUAAAUGCCAAUGGCGGCCUUAUACUUGCAAAAGACCUCAAGUCCUAUCAGGACCUCAUUUCAACGUUUAACUGUCCUGCCCUUCCAGAGCGCUUCGAGUUUAUCUGCCAACUCGGAAAGAUAUUCCUCAUCGAACCAGAAAUCCUCAAAUCCUACAUCACGGAAAGCGCACUCUCGCGCAUUGAUCUGCACCUUCUACGUCCAUACCUAGCACAGCGAAGUGACUGGCAGACAUUCGAAAAAGGAUUUGACGGACAAAGUACGGGAGGUGUUGAGGGUGUUAGUUUCGUCAAUGCACAAAUGAAUGGUGGUGCGGCAGAGACGAAAGGAUUCCGCGAUCGCUUAGGAAUGAGUAGGCUAAGCACGAUGAUGCGCGAGUUGGAGGGUUUACGAAUAGGCGACACCGUCAGCUCGAACUUGAGCGGUGGUUUCUCUUUUGCAAGGGGGCUUGGAGGCUAUACAGCGGCAUGACAUUGAUGUUUCUGUUUUCUUCAUUUAUAUCUGUUCUUCACCGUUUUGCACGUUUUUGUUGUACUUUAGCGCUGUAUCAUUAUUCGCCUUUGAAAAUUGGCGCUCGCUUUUCCUUGAAUGCAUUGAGUGCUUCUAUACGGUCUUUCGUUGGCAAGAGGGUGUCGUAGCAUGCUCUCUCAAAGUCCAGCCCUGUCUCAAGAUCAACCUCAGGGGCCGCAGAUAGAGCUUGCUUAGCGGCUCUUAAAGCGAGAGGAGCGCUUAAUGCUAUCUCUUUUGCCAAACUCAGCGACCUAUCGAGAGCAGAUGUUCCGGGUUCAGAUACAUAAUCCACAAGACCGAUUUCUUUCGCCUGAGUAGCUGUUAGUAUCUUCCCCGUGAAGAUGAGUUCUUUAGCCUUUGAUAUCCCUAACAAGCGUACAGCGCGUUGCGUGCCGCCAGCACCAGGAAUAAUACCAAGUCGAGUCUCGGGAAGACCUAUCUUGGUGACAUCAUGACUAGCGACGCGAAAAUCGCAUGACAUUGCGAGUUCAAGACCUCCACCAAGUGCUGGUCCAUCAAUAGCUGCGAUUGUCGGAAUUGCAAGCUCUUCUAGAGCCGUGAAUGCUACCCGUAAAUCAAACAGGAACUUUGAGACUUGCUCCACAGUCAUGGAACUUCGCUCAACUAAAUCGGCACCGGCACAGAAGGACCCGGGAGUUGUUGAGCGGACAAUUAACACUCGCAAAUCUUUAUCCUGCUCCGCAGAGCUCAGACAUUCUUGGAGUUCCUUCACAAGCCUCAUGGAUAGAGCAUUCUUGCUCUUGGGUCUGUUAAGUGAGAGGUACUUGAUUCCCAACUCCGGCUCAGAUUCAGACGGCUCAAUGAACGCUUCAUUUGAAUGUGACCCCAGAGAAAGGAAUCGCGAAGAGGGUUUAUAGUACAAUCCGGCGUAUCGCGUGAGGCAUCUGUGAAGCACAAUUGGAGGAGUUCUAGUCAAC